AUAAACUAUGAAGAGAAAAUCAAAAACUUCUUUGAAGAACAUCUUCAUACUGAUGAAGAGAUCCGCUACUGUGUGGCUGGAAGCGGUUAUUUUGAUGUGAGGGAUCGCAAUGAUGCUUGGAUUCGUGUCUUGGUAAAGAAAGGUGGAAUGAUUGUCCUGCCUGCUGGAAUUUAUCAUCGCUUUACACUCGAUACAGACAAUUAUAUAAAGGCAAUGCGGCUUUUUAUUGGUGAUCCUAUUUGGACUCCUUUCAACCGGCCUCAUGAUCACCUACCUGCUAGAAAGGAGUAUGUUGAGAACUUUGUGCACAAGGAAGCUGCCAAUCAUGCUGUUAAUACUGCUGCAGCUUGAAAUCUGUUUUUUCGGCUUUUAAACGUUUGGAACUAUUCCAUGACUUCUUAUAAAAAAGUGGAAAAUGAAAAAUAUAGAGACUGUUGUGGCUCUAUUAUACAUA
Molecule: messenger RNA, 454 nt
Organism: Camellia sinensis
Lineage: Eukaryota; Viridiplantae; Streptophyta; Magnoliopsida; Ericales; Theaceae
Source: RefSeq, a predicted model, not a curated record